Messenger RNA from Maudiozyma barnettii, 3132 nucleotides. RefSeq names its product serine/threonine protein kinase AKL1 (gene AKL1). The coding region runs from base 1 to 3132 and encodes 1043 amino acids. Gene Ontology annotation, biological process: peptidyl-threonine phosphorylation; actin cortical patch assembly; actin filament organization. Gene Ontology annotation, cellular component: cytoplasm. The record is from RefSeq and is a predicted model, not a curated record. Gene Ontology annotation, molecular function: ATP binding; protein serine/threonine kinase activity. NCBI's taxonomy places the organism in Eukaryota, Fungi, Ascomycota, Saccharomycetes, Saccharomycetales, Saccharomycetaceae. The transcript has a single exon.
AUGUCAUCCAGUAAUACUACCACUAGAUCGACAGUAGGGUUUAGAUCUGGUUCAGGUAUAAUGAACCCAGAUUUUGAGAAGUUUAACCCAGGACAUGUUGUGAACGUUGGCUCUCAUAAAGUUGAAAUUGUGGCAUACCUAGCUGAAGGUGGAUUUGCUCAAAUAUACACUGUAAAAUUUAUAGAGUUGCUUAAUGAAUUGGAUAUCUUAAAGAAUGAUAACGACACGAACAAGAAAGAUAAGGAUACAUUGAAUAUAGGUGAUAUUGCGUGUUUGAAACGUGUAAAAGUUAACGAUGAUAACGGACUUAGUGAAAUGAAGAACGAAAUCGAGGUUAUGAAGAAACUAAGUCGUUCAUCAAAUAUAGUUCAAUAUUAUGACUCUAAUGCUACUAAAUUACAAAAUAGCUCUGCGGGUUAUGAAGUGUUUCUAUUGAUGGAACUUUGUCCCAACAAAUCCCUCCUAGAUUUCAUGAAUGAUAGAUUAGCUUCCAAAUUAUCUGUCGAUGAGAUAUCUAAAAUCAUGUAUGAUGUUACAUUAGGUCUAUCUCAGAUGCACUACUUAACAACACCAUUAAUUCAUAGAGAUAUUAAAAUCGAAAAUGUGUUAGUUGAUAAGGAUAAUAAUUUCAAAUUGGCAGAUUUUGGCUCCACUACAAGUAUAAAACCUAUUGCAUUGAACGAUCAAGAGAUUGCGAUAGCAACACAGGAUAUAUUUAUACACACGACCCCACAAUACCGAUCUCCAGAAAUGAUUGAUCUCUAUAGAUUUCUACCCAUCAAUGAGCCUUCCGACAUUUGGGCAUUAGGUGUGUUUUUAUACAAAUUGUUAUUUUACAUCACACCAUUCGAAAUGACUGGUCAAUUUGCUAUCCUUCAUGGUAGAUUUGUAAUCCCAGAAAAUAAAUACCCAAUAGAAUUUACCAACCUCAUCACUGCAAUGUUGAUGGAAAACCCACAUAUGAGACCUAACGUUUAUCAAGUGUUGGAGACGAUAUGUAAGUUUAGAAAUAUGGAUGUACCUUUAUUUGAUAGAUAUGGAUAUGGUGCCUAUAAUUUCCAAACAUGUUUGGAUUACAAAAUUCAACUGAAUGAUAUACAGAAGAAUCUUUUAACGAUAGAACAAUCACAUCUAAUGGGUACAUCCACGGACCUCAAUUUAUAUAAUGGAAUCUUUACUAACCUAUAUGAGGUUGCACCAAAAAUUGAUCAGACUGAGUCCCUAAGAGUUAUUAAACAAUCAGGAGAAAGAAAGAUUUCGGAUACGUCCUAUCCCUCAGGUAGUGAGAACAAACAAGAAAUUGUCAAUAUACCAUUUAAUAAUCAAAAUAACGAUGGCGCAUCAACCGUGAGAGGUAACAGUAAUAACCCACAAAAACUACAGUCACAACAACAGUUCUACCAGGGUGGUGUAGAUGAGAGUAGGAUCAGUAAUGACACAACAUAUUAUCCAAGUAUCAAUGAAAUCAACGACUAUGCUGCAAAAGAGUUUGGAAACAAUAUGAAUGUUCUCCCAGUAUCACAACUAGAUUCAACCUCUAAUAGAAAUAGCGCCAGUGAUGGUAAGGCAAAUUUCAGUAUGUUACCUACUAUAACUACCCAAAGUGAAAGAAAUAUAAAUACGUUUUUCCCAUCAGGUAGGAAUGGUUCCAUCCAUAGUAAUGUUUUAAACAAUGCCAAUAGUAAUAAUGUUACCGAAUCAGUUUAUGAAUAUAAUACCAACAACGAACCCACUCGAAGUUCUACCAAAGGAAAAACCCAUAAAUCGAACAACCCAUUUCCAUAUUUCAAAUCUGAGAUUAACGUUUCAGAUAAUGGUCAAUCAUCUACAAAUUAUUUUACUGAUCAUACUAAUCUAGACCAAAAAAAGAGAAACUCAGUACUGAAUCCAGGGAUGAAUGUGUAUGAAGCUCAAAGUCCAACCACUUAUGAUGCAGUCAGUCCCACAACAUAUGGUAAUUUACACCCACCUCCUAAUCUUGAUAAUAUAUUUGCCUCUACGCCAAAUAUGACAGUUGGGGUACCGCCAAAAAGUAAUGAUAGUAGAGGUAAACAGUUGUUCCGUAAUGCUGUCCCUUCGACUAAUCAAAACAAAAAUGUUUCUGCUUCAAAUAACAAUACCACUGCACAACCAUUUCAAUAUGUACCCCAAUCAAACAUUGGGGCCAUAAAUCAAGAUUCUUCAACAGUGAAUAUGACCCAAUUCAAUACCCAAAAUAAUAAUAAGAAAUUGGCUAAUGUAGAAUUUCCUGAUUUAAUCGAUUUAAAAGAAACCGCAUCACCGACACCACCACCUCUUCCUCAAAAAAAACGGAAUGAUGAGAAUAAUGGGUAUUUGAAAGUUGAACAUAAACCUUUAGAUUUAAGUAUCAAUGAGAUGUCACUCUCACCAGACAUCGGAGCUGAAGAAAUAUCUAGAGAUAUGAGACGAAGUAGAAGUGCAGGUAUUAGAAGAAACUAUGCGGAGGAGAGAGGGGGACCUCUUUCGGUCAACAACGACAAGGGGUACAAGAGUGGUCAUGACACUUCCAAUGUAGAUAAAGAUGCUGAUAAUGAUUUAAUGAGCGAAGAAAGUAUAUCUGAGAUGAAGAUUCCAAAUAUCAAAAGGAUGAUAGAGGAUGACUUAGCUAGUGAACAUUCCAGCGAGAGUAUAGAUAUUAAUAUGGAUGCAGCUAGACGAAAAUCUAGUUUACUCAAACCUGUGUCCAAGGAUUCAUCUCCAUCUGUUACUGGACCAAAUACUAAGAACCAUACAAGAAACGUAUCUUUGUUAUCAGAAAAUUCAGAUAUUGCACCACUCAAAAAAUUCGAAGACACUAGAGGUAAUAGUGUUACAAGACCAGGCCGUCAUUCAUUAGAUUUGAAAUACGAAGAGAUCAAUUUCACAAGAAGAAACCAAGAACAACUCGACAAGACAUUACAAGGGAUCCAGAAGGUGAAGACUAACCCGCAUACCCUAUCGUCAACCUCGAAUAACCUUCAAAAUGGGAACGGAUCAACUACUAGUUUCGACUCUAAAGAAAGACCAUUAUCACGAGUUCGUCAAUCGUUAGAUAUCGACAGACUCCGGAAGGACCAAUUUGGGGGCAAAUCCAAAAGUAGUAAACGUUCUCUGUUCUCCAUGUUUAAAUAG